Molecule: messenger RNA, 471 nt
Organism: Orycteropus afer afer
Lineage: Eukaryota; Metazoa; Chordata; Mammalia; Tubulidentata; Orycteropodidae
Gene: NXNL2
Product: nucleoredoxin like 2
Exons: 2
Coding region: 1-471 (156 amino acids)
Biological process (GO): sensory perception; photoreceptor cell maintenance
Source: RefSeq, a predicted model, not a curated record
AUGGUGGACGUUCUGGGCGGCCGGCACCUGGUGACCCGCGACGGCGCAGCGGUGGAGGCUGAGGCGGCACUGCAGAACAAGGUGGUGGCGUUGUACUUCGCAGCGGGCAGGUGCGCGCCAAGCCGCGACUUCACGCCCCUGCUUUGCGACUUCUACUCGGAGCUGGUGGACGAAGCACAGUUGCCGGCGCCCUUCGAAGUGGUCUUUGUGUCGGCCGACGGCAGCGCGGAGGAAAUGCUGAACUUUAUGGGGGAGCUGCACGGUGCCUGGCUGGCAUUGCCCUUCCACGACCCGCUCAGGCUUGAACUGAAGAAGAUGUAUAAUAUCACAGCCAUCCCCAGGCUCGUGAUUGUGAAGCAAAAUGGAGAGGUCAUCACUGACAAAGGGCGCAAACAGAUUCGGGAGCAUGGGCUCUCCUGCUUCCGAAACUGGGUUGAGGUGGCUGACAUCUUUCAGAAUUUCUCUGGUUGA